AUAAACAUUAUCAUAGUAGCAUUGGUGCUUCGCUUCCUCACGGAGCCUUGGAGAAGCACGCAGCGUUGCUUUCUUCUUUUGGUGCUACGGGUUGCGCUUUGUAAAAGCAACCAUCUGCAUGGUGCCUGAUGCCCUUGAGCCAUGGUCGCGUCUUACUGCCGACCUGAAGCGCAAGGUGGCUGGGCAUAUGGCGCAAAAUGAUGCCGCUGCGAAUUUGCGGUUGGUGGACAGCGACACCGCUGCCGCUCUGCGCGGUGCAUAUGACACAAUAGCCCUGUCGCGAGAGCAGGAAUCGGAUGAGGGCCCGCCCCAAGCGCAGCAGCCGUGGCCGGGGCACGCCUUCUUGGCACACUGGGGUCGGCCCGAUCCCUGGCGCAGCCUCACCCUGCCUCAGCGCCGGCACCUGCUGUGCCUGGCCGCGUCCUCAGGCCACGGUCCCAGUCUAGAAGCCGCGCUGGCACACUGCGGCUGCCGCAUUCCGCCGCAGGCGCUCACCGCAGCGGCGGCGGUUGGCGACCUGCCUGUGUGCCGGCAGCUGUUCGAAGUCGACGGCGUCGGCCGCAGUCGCGAGGCCACCACCGCCGCUGCCGCCGGCGGCCACCUGCCGGUGCUGCAACUGCUGUUGGACACCCCCUUCACCAGCCUCCGCUUCUUCCUCCUGUCGGUGGCGGCGCGGGGCGCCUGCGCCGGCGGGCAGGCGGGCGUGCUGACGUGGCUGCAGCGGGAGCAGGGGUGCAGGGCGUGUGGCCUUGCCGAGGAGGCGGCACGGGCGGGUCAGGUGGCGCUGCUGGAAGGCGUGUUGUUGCCGCAGCUGCAGGCGCAUGACGCGGCAGAAUCAGCAGAGGAGGAGGGGGCGGGAGAGGGGGGCGCGGCGCCGCCGGUGGGAGGAGGGGCAGCCAUGCGGGCGGCACAGCGGCGCUGGCAGCGCUGGCAGCUGCUGCAGGCCAUGACGCACGGCUGUCCGGUGGAGGUGCUGGAGCGGCACUAUGACGCCCUGUGGGCGUGGGGCCGGAGGCGCCGUGCGGGGCAGGGGCAGGGGCAGCAGCAGCAGCCGCCGCCGCAGCAGCAGCAGCAGCAGCAGCAGCAGCAGCAGCAGCAGCAGCAGCAGCACGAGCACCCGGUGCCGGAGGAGUUUGCGGAGGAAGACGAGGGGCGGGAUCGCAUGCUGGGACAGCUGCUGGCCGCGGCGGCCGGCAGCCCCACGCGCUGCUGGGCUGCCAAGCUGCAGCUGCUGUGCCGCAAGUGGGGCCCGGUGGUGGCGCGGCAGGUUGCGUCGCGGCAGCGGUGCUACCACGGCGUGUGGGAGUGCGCGCACCGCCGCCCCGACUUCCUGGCGCGACUGCAGGCGCUGCACGCGGCCGGCGUGCCGCUGGACAGCGACGCGGUGCAGUGGGCGGCGGCGGGCGGGCACGCCGACGCGCUGGCCUAUCUGUGGGACGAGUGCGGGCUGCAGCCGCCGCCGCAGCCGCAGCCGCAGCCGCAUCAGCAGCCGCAGCAGCAGCAGCCGCAGCAGCAGCAGCCGCAGCAGCAGCAGCAGCUGGGGCUGGAUGCGGCUGCGGCUGCUCGCAAGGAGCACUUGGCGUUCGUGGCGCGCCAGGCGUUGGGGCGCGGCGGCUCGCCGGGGCACCUGGCCGUGCUGCGGCUGCUGCGGGAGCGGGGGCACGUGUUCAGCGCGCAGGAGGUGGCGCGGGAGGCGCGGUGCAGCAGCGACGCGGCGCUGACGUGGAUGGCGGAGGUUGCGGCGGAGGACGGCGGGGCGCGCGGCGGGGAGGGGGGCCCGGGGCAGGAGGCGCGGCGGUGGUGGAGCGAGGCGUGGGCGGCGGCGGCGUGGAAGGGGCACGGCACGACCGUGCUGCGCGCGCUGCGGCGCCGCGGUGCGGCGGUCGGCCUGGAUGCGGUGGCUGCUGGGGGGAGCGUGGAGGCGCUGGAGUGGGCGGCGGAGGAGCUGGAGGCGGAGGGCGGGUAUGGCGCUCUGCAGGUCCUAACGCCCCAGCAGGCGCGAGAGGCCGCGGACAACAUUGCCACCACCGCCUGGCUGCGGACGCGCGGCCUGCUGCAGCCAGAGGAGCAGUAGCAGCAGGUGUUGAUGGCGCGGUGUUUUCGCAGUGGCGGCGUGGAGGGGUGUGCGGCGUGGCGGGGGCGAAUAGGCAUGGAUUUGUGCAGGAUGAGCGUCCACUGUACGCAUGGCUACAGUGUCCACUGUUAUCCGAUCGGCACUAUGACCUCAGGAAGGCCGCUGAAGAAUGUCUGGAGACAUUAGCUAAGAUGGGAGCCCUGCGCCUAGCUGCUGCCAACUCAGCAUGUGCCCCCUUCCUUGGCACGCAUCCUGCGCAUCGAUCUACACCUCC
Molecule: messenger RNA, 2348 nt
Organism: Chlamydomonas reinhardtii
Lineage: Eukaryota; Viridiplantae; Chlorophyta; Chlorophyceae; Chlamydomonadales; Chlamydomonadaceae
Exons: 2
Coding region: 119-2074 (651 amino acids)
Biological process (GO): sphingolipid catabolic process; ceramide biosynthetic process
Cellular component (GO): membrane; cell periphery; endoplasmic reticulum
Molecular function (GO): glycerophospholipase activity
Source: RefSeq, a predicted model, not a curated record